AUGCGUCAGGUUGAGGUUCAGGCUAUCGAGGCCAUUUCGGAAGUGCCGUCGUCGACAUCUGCAUCGCCACCACAUCAUCUCCAUCACGCUCGCGAUAUCCCACUUUCGGCUUCAUCCCGCGCUCUCGACGUCGACGCAGCAUUAUCCCACACCAUCUGCUCAUCGUUCGGUUCCAUCCGCAGUGUUUCGAUCGGCUCAUCCACGCGUCGUCUGCACACUCGACUCCACAUCCGAGCGAAUCCUGGCUCAGCACUCGUCCUUGACUCCAUCGUCAUCCAUCACCGGCGCCACUCUGCAUUCACCCACAUCGAGACCGGAAAAAGACCGCAAGCAUACCCUGCCGAGCAUCGAACUUCACCCGGAUCGCACGCCGCGAGAUGUCACUCUGGCCUCUUUCAUAGCCAGCCCCACCCGGACACACCCGUACGCACCACGACAGCGCUCAUGUCUCCCUGCUCUAGUCGUAGCCCGUGA
Messenger RNA from Moesziomyces antarcticus, 474 nucleotides. RefSeq lists its product as uncharacterized. The transcript has a single exon. The record is from RefSeq and is a predicted model, not a curated record. The coding region runs from base 1 to 474 and encodes 157 amino acids. Lineage: Eukaryota; Fungi; Basidiomycota; Ustilaginomycetes; Ustilaginales; Ustilaginaceae.